AUGAAGCGAAUAAAAGAAGACGAGAGAUCCUCCGAGAAGAGAUCCUCUGUGAGCAAGAACCCCGCGUCUGUGAAAAGCCACUGGGGACAAUACUGGCAAGACCUUCAGCAAAACAAAAAGGGAAAAUCCAAGCGAAAAAUUACAGCUGUGUGGGCCAUUCGGAUAGUCUUUGUCUUGGUCAUGAUUUUGUUGUGUGCACUCCUGGGAUAUCUAGCCUACACAUUACUAUACGAACAAGAAAUUAGAAUGGCACGAACCCAAUUCGAAUCCAUUACGACUCGGGCGAUGAUUCAAGCGAAAGACGAUCUUAGAAGCCGGGUAUGGGCAGGUAUCACGCUAUCCAACAUGGUAUCAGAACUCUAUCCAAAUGCCGAACAGUGGCCUUACAUUGAAUGGCAAGGAUUCGAAAAUGCAGCGAGGAAUAUAUUAGAAACAUCGCACGGAGAAGACGUGGGAUUUGUCCCAUUUGUGGACCCACAGAAUUUGACGGAAUUUGAAGACUUUGCACAAAAUCUAUACCAAAUGAUUGGAUUGCCAAAUAACACUGCAGUCAAAUCAUGGGGAUUUGGGGUUUGGGCCAGAGAUAGGUCUGUAAAUCCAGUUGAAAUCUACCACGAUACUACCGCAGAGACUCCCUACAACAGUCCUUACAAUGUGAUUGCACCCAUUCUGAGGACGGACGAAGGAUUCCAUCCGGUUCUCUUGUUCAACGUUCACUCUCAGGCCUUUACUGGUAACGCCAUUGAUAGUAUUCUGACCUGCAGUGAACGUCGGCGGAACCGAUAUCAAGCCGAAAUUGAUGCCGAGAAAGACAGUCUUGGCGGUAGAUUUCCAACCAUGCCACCAAACCAGUGUGGAGCCUUUACUGAUAUCUUUCAAAAUAACAAAUUGGGUGGUCGGUGGACGGUGGGGAAUUUCAAUCCCAUCUAUCCAAGGAACGAUCCGCUGAAGGUGGUUGGAUAUAUCCCCGCCAUGACCCCACUGGAUAAUCUAUUGGAAAACAUGUUCCCAUCGCAAGUGACUGGCAUCAAUGCUGUUUUCGAGACGGGCACGAGGACCAUCUCAUUUUCAAUCGUCAAUGGCCAUGCCAAUUUAAUUGGUGAAGGAACUCAUAUCGACCAUGACGAUCAUACACUGCGCACGGAAAUAGAACUUGCAGAACCGGUGGAGUUCUUUUCAACCGAUGAUGGGCUUAACGUUACCAAGAAGCUUGUCUUGUCGCUGGUGUCAAAUGAAAAGUUCUACGAAGGCUAUCGGACCAAUGGCCCGCUCAUUGCUGCGGUCGUUGUUGUUUGCAGCAUUUUGCUUACAAUCUUGGUUUUUUUGCUGUAUGACUUUUAUGUUCGAAGGGAAUUCAAUGCCAAGCAACACCUUUUGGAGGCUAGAAGACAAUUCAUGCGAUUUGUGUCACACGAGGUUCGGACGCCCCUGAAUGCAGUCUCGAUGGGUCUCGAUCUCAUGCAAUCCGAAGUCGCUAACGCACUUGGUUUUGAUUCUCCUACCACCUUCCGUGCAAACUACGAAAUGGUCGAUGACGAGGCCUUUGAAGCCAGUCAACGAACAAUGCGAAGCUCGGAUCAAUCCAUUGACAUUUCAAUGUCGAGUUCCAAUCAUAACAUGCGCAAGAUAGAAAGUUCGUCGUCCCUUGAAGAAAUGGGGGAUAUCAAAAUAUCAGCAAUGAUGGCCAAGUCAUGGUUUCAAUUAAGCCAAGAAAUUCAGGGCAAUGCGCAAGGAGCAGUAGACAUUUUGAAUGACCUUUUGAACUAUGACAAGAUCGAGCAAGGAAAGCUGAUAUUGAGUUUGGAGAAAGUUGCGAUCUGGGACCUCGUGGAGAAGACUGUCAUGGAAUUCAAAGUCCCUGCUUCAAGCAAAAAGGUUGUUCUUGGGGUCGCCUUUGGUGAAGAAACUCGCACUGCACCUCGCGCCCAAUAUCUUUCCCCUGAGAUUCGCAAACUAAGCGUCGCUGGAGAUCCCGUCAGGCUAUCACAAGUCGUACGGAAUCUCAUGUCCAAUGCUCUCAAGUUCACGCCAUCCGAAGGAUCCAUACGAGUACAGGCUAUUUACGUACCGAAAGGGUCAGAAUCCCCAGAAGAACACUUUGAACUACAGGAGGGUCACGUUUUCACUGGGUGUCACAAGGGCUGCCUUCAUGUCCGCGUCAUUGACUCAGGUGCAGGCAUGAGUCAAGAUCAAGUCGAGCGACUCUUCCAGGAUGGUGUCCAAUUCAAUGCCAACGAACUCCAAGCGGGUGGUGGAUCCGGACUAGGUCUUUACAUUGCCAUGGGAAUCGUGAUGCAACACAAGGGGACGCUCCAAGCCAAAUCGGACGGACUCGGCCAAGGAACGACUUUUGAAAUGAUACUGCCACUGUGGGAUAUCACCUCCGACGGCAAGGAUGAAGAGUAUGAUGUGGAGCUUUGUCUUCCUGCUGACCACGACGAAGGCACAACAUCGCCGACCUCGCCAUCCAUCAAACUUCCAAAGUCCAAGCUGAAGGUUUUGGUGGUCGACGAUGUCAAGUCGAAUCGCAAGCUUUUGCGGCGAAUUCUGGAGAUGAAGGGGCAUGAAUGUCACGAGGCUGAAGACGGAGAUGAUUGCGUGGCCAUGGUUGAAGCCACGGAAGGCGAAGAAACACCCUACGAUAGUAUAUUACUCGACUACGAAAUGCCCAAAAUGGAUGGACCAACUGCAGCUAAGGAGAUUCGUUGUACCUUAUUGGACGAUGGCGUUAAUAUCAUUGGGGUGACGGGAAAUGUCCUUCCAGAAGAUAUUAACUUCUUCCAGAAAUGUGGUGCAAAUGCCGUCUUGUCCAAGCCAGUCAAGAUUGCGGAAUUGACUCGCCUCUGGGAAGAACAGGGGAUAUUGGCAAAGCCAGGAGAAACUGGCACUGUUGGCGACAUCCGAAUACACAAAGUAUAG
Molecule: messenger RNA, 2919 nt
Organism: Cylindrotheca closterium
Lineage: Eukaryota; Bacillariophyta; Bacillariophyceae; Bacillariales; Bacillariaceae
Source: the annotation of a GenBank genome assembly